Messenger RNA from Closterium sp. Yama58-4, 2205 nucleotides. The record is from the annotation of a GenBank genome assembly. NCBI's taxonomy places the organism in Eukaryota, Viridiplantae, Streptophyta, Zygnematophyceae, Desmidiales, Closteriaceae.
AUGCCGAUUUCCCUGGCAACAGCCAAACCAGUUUUGCUAGCUGCCGAUUCGGGCGGCAGCAGUGGCGGAGAUUUGGGCGGCGACAUUGGCGGAGAUUUGGGCGGCGGCAUUGGCGGAGAUUUGGGCGGCGGCAUUGGCGGAGAUUUGGGCGGCGGCAUUGGCGGAGAUUUGGGCGGCGGCGAUGGCGGAGAUUUGGGCGGCGGCGAUGGCGGAGAUUUGGGCGGCGGCGAUGGCGGAGACUUGGGCGGCGGCGAUGGCGGAGACUUGGGCGGCGGCGAUGGUGGAGACUUGGGCGGCGGCGAUGGCGGAGACUUGGGCGGCGGCGCAGGCGGAGACUUGGGCGGCGGCGAAGGCGGAGACUUGGGCGGCGGCGAAGGCGGAGACUUGGGCGGCGGCGAAGGCGGAGACUUGGGCGGCGGCGAAGGCGGAGACUUGGGCGGCGGCGAUGGCGGAGACUUGGGCGGCGGCGAUGGCGGAGACUUGGGCGGCGUCGAUGGCGGAGACUUGGGCGGCGGCGGAGGCGGAGACUUGGGCGGCGGCGAUGGCGGUCCUGGCGGAGAGCAGGGUGGUCCUGGCGGAGAGCAGGGCGGUCCUGGCGGGGAGCAAGGCGGUCCUGGCGGGGAACAAGGCGGUCCUGGCGGGGAACAAGGCGGUCCUGGCGGGAAGCAGGGCGGUCCUGGCGGGAAGCAGGGCGGUCCUGGCGGGAAGCAGGGCGGUCCUGGCGGGAAGCAGGGCGGUCCUGGCGGGAAGCAGGGCGGUCCUGGCGGGAAGCAGGGCGGUCCUGGCGGGAAGCAGGGCGGUCCUGGCGGGAAGCAGGGCGGAACCGGCGGAAAGCAGGGUGCACCUGGUGGAAAGAAGGGGGCACCUGGCGGGGAGGAAGGCGGGCCUGGCGGAGAGGAAGGUGAACCUGGCGGAGAGGAAGGCGGGCCUGGCGGAGUGGAAGGCGGGCCUGGCGGAGUGGAAGGCGGGCCUGGCGGGGACCAGGGGGGCGUGGGCGGUAAGGGAGGCAAGGGAGGGAAGGGUGGAUCCGGCGGGAAGAGCGGAUCCGGCGGGAAGGGCGGAUCCGGCGGGAAGGGCGGAUCCGGCGGGAAGGGCGGAUCCGGCGGGAAGGGUGGACCCGGCGGGAAGGGCGGACCCGGCGGGGAGAAGGGGGGUCCUGGCGGGGAGAAGGGGGGUUUCGGCGGAGAGGAAGGCGGACUCGGCGGAGAGGAAGGCGGACUCGGCGGAGAGGAAGGCGGACUCGGCGGAGAGGAAGGCGGACUCGGCGGAGAGGAAGGCGGACUCGGCGGAGAGGAAGGCGGACUCGGCGGAGAGGAAGGCGGGCUCGGCGGAGAGGAAGGCGGGCCUGGCGGAGAGGAAGGCGGGCCUGGCGGGGAUCAGGAGGCCGUGGGCGGUAAGGGAGGGAAGGGUGGAUCCGGCGGGAAGGGCGGAUCCGGCGGGAAGGGCGGAUCUGGCGGGAAGGGCGGAUCUGGCGGGAAGGGCGGACCUGGCGGGAAGGGCGGAUCUGGCGGGAAGGGCGGAUCCGGCGGGAAGGGCGGAUCCGGCGGGAAGGGCGGAUCCGGCGGGAAGGGCGGAUCCGGCGGGAAGGGCGGAUCCGUCGGAAAGGGCGGAUCCGUCGGAAAGGGCGGAUCCGUCGGAAAGGGCGGAUCCGUCGGAAAGGGCGGAUCCGUCGGAAAGGGCGGAUCCGGCGGAAAGGGCGGAUCCGGCGGAAAGGGCGGAUCCGGCGGAAAGGGCGGAUCCGGCGGAAAGGGCGGAUCCGGCGGAAAGGGCGGAUCCGGCGGAAAGGGCGGAUCCGGCGGAAAGGGCGGAUCCGGCGGAAAGGGCGGAUCCGGCGGAAAGGGCGGAUCCGGCGGAAAGGGCGGAUCCGGCGGAAAGGGCGGAUCCGGCGGAAAGGGCGGAUCCGGCGGAAAGGGCGGAUCUGGCGGAAAGGGCGGAUCCGGCGGAAAGGGUGGACCUGGCGGGGAGCAGGGGGGUCCUGGCGGAGAGCAGGGGGGUCCUGGCGGAGAGCAGGGGGGUUCGGGCGGGGAGCAGGGGGGUGCUGGCGGGGAGCAGGGGGGUGCUGGCGUGGAGCAGGGGGGUGCUGGCGGGGAGCAGGGGGGUGAUGGCGGGGAGCAGGGGGGUGCUGGCGGGACCGCUACUCCUCAGCUUGCAGGUAGCAAUACAGGCUCAAAGAGUGGGAAGGGUGGCAAGGGGAUGUCAGAAUAG